AUGACCCACAGCCCUGCCACAAGCGAGGACGAGGAACGUCACAGUGUCAGCGAGUGUCCCGAGGGGGGCUCAGAGUCCGACAGCUCCCCAGACGGGCCAGGUCGAGGCCCCCAGGGGACCCGGGGCCGGGGCAGUGGGGUACCUGGUAGCCUGGCCUCUGUUCGAGGCCUCCAGGGCCGCUCCAUGUCUGUCCCCGACGACGCCCACUUCAGCAUGAUGGUCUUCAGGAUUGGCAUCCCGGACCUGCACCAGACAAAAUGCCUGCGAUUCAACCCUGAUGCCACCAUAUGGACAGCUAAGCAACAGGUGCUCUGCGCCCUGAGCGAGAGUCUGCAGGAUGUGCUCAACUAUGGCCUGUUCCAGCCGGCCACCUCAGGCCGCGAUGCCAACUUCCUGGAGGAGGAGAGGCUACUGAGGGAGUACCCCCAGUCUUUCGAGAAGGGGGUGCCCUACCUGGAGUUCCGAUACAAGACCAGAGUUUACAAACAGACCAACCUGGAUGAGAAGCAGCUGGCAAAAUUACACACGAAGACGGGCUUGAAGAAGUUUCUGGAGUAUGUGCAGCUUGGGACAUCUGACAAGGUGGCGCGGCUGCUGGACAAGGGGCUGGACCCCAAUUACCAUGACUCGGAUUCAGGAGAGACCCCCUUGACCCUGGCGGCCCAGACUGAAGGCUCCGUGGAGGUGAUUCGAACCCUGUGCCUGGGUGGAGCCCAUAUCGACUUCCGGGCACGGGAUGGCAUGACAGCACUGCACAAGGCUGCGUGUGCCCGGCACUGCCUGGCUCUCACGGCACUCCUGGACCUUGGGGGGUCCCCCAACUACAAGGACCGCCGUGGGCUGACCCCUCUGUUCCACACGGCUAUGGUGGGAGGUGACCCGCGUUGCUGUGAGCUGCUUCUGUACAACAGAGCCCAGCUGGGCAUAGCCGAUGAGAAUGGCUGGCAAGAAAUCCACCAGGCCUGCCAACGGGGCCACUCCCAGCACCUGGAACAUCUGCUUUUCUACGGGGCUGAGCCUGGAGCCCAGAAUGCCUCGGGGAACACGGCCCUGCACAUCUGUGCACUCUACAACAAGGAGACGUGCGCCAGGAUCCUUCUCUAUCGGGGGGCCAACAAGGAUGUGAAGAAUAAUAACGGACAGACGCCCUUCCAGGUCUGGGGCUAGGGUGGCUGUGAUGCUGGGAACUUUGAGCUGGGGGAAUUGAUCCGUAACCAUCGGGAACAGGAUGUGGUGCCCUUCCAAGAGUCUCCCAAGUAUGCAGCCCGGAAACGGGGCCCCCCUGGAGCAGGGCUGACGGUGCCCCCGGCAUUGCUACGAGCCAACAGUGACACCAGCAUGGCACUGCCCGACUGGAUGGUGUUCUCAGCGCCGGGCACCUCAUCAUCCGGGGCCCCUGGCCCAACCUCAGGGCCCCAAAACCAGUCACAGCCCCCAGCCCCCAGCACAAAGCUCAGCAGCGGGACCCUCCGCAGUGCCAGCAGCCCCCGUGGUGCCCGGGCUCGCUCCCCAUCUCGAGGGAGGCACCCCGAGGAGGCCAAAAGACAGCCCCGAGGACGGCCCAGCUCCAGUGGGACACCCCGGGAAGGGCCGGCCGGGGGCACAGGGGGCUCGGGGGGCCCUGGGGGCUCCUUGGGCAGCCGAGGGAGACGGAGGAAGCUGUACUCAGCGGUACCUGGACGUUCCUUCAUGGCUGUGAAGUCGUACCAGGCCCAAGGCGAGGGGGAGAUCUCCCUGAGCAAGGGGGAGAAGAUCAAAGUACUCAGCAUCGGAGAGGGCGGCUUCUGGGAAGGCCAGGUCAAAGGUCGAGUCGGCUGGUUCCCUUCUGACUGCCUGGAAGAGGUGGCAAACCGCUCACAGGAGGGAAAGCAAGAAAGCCGCAGUGACAAAGCAAAGAGACUCUUCCGGCAUUAUACCGUGGGCUCCUACGACAGCUUUGAUGCCCCAAGCUUGAUGGAUGGGAUUGGCCCAGGGAGCGAUUACAUCAUUAAGGAGAAGACAGUUCUACUUCAGAAGAAAGACAGUGAGGGCUUUGGGUUCGUGCUCCGGGGGGCCAAGGCGCAGACCCCCAUCGAGGAGUUCACCCCCACCCCGGCCUUCCCGGCGCUGCAGUACCUGGAGUCGGUGGAUGAGGGUGGUGUGGCAUGGCGGGCUGGACUGCGAAUGGGUGACUUCCUCAUCGAGGUGAACGGGCAGAAUGUGGUGAAGGUCGGCCAUCGCCAGGUUGUAAGCAUGAUUCGCCAAGGAGGCAACACGUUGAUGGUCAAGGUGGUGAUGGUUACCAGGCACCCGGACAUGGAUGAAGCCGUCCAUAAGAAAGCACCCCAGCAGGCCAAGCGACUCCCGCCCCCAACCAUCUCUCUGCGUUCGAAAUCUAUGACCUCAGAGUUGGAAGAAAUGGUCUCCCCCUGGAAGAAGAAGAGUGAAUACGAGCAGCAGCCUGCGCCGGUGCCCAGCAUGGAGAAAAAGCGAACCGUGUAUCAGAUGGCUCUCAACAAACUCGAUGAAAUUUUGGCUGCAGCUCAACAGACCAUCAGUGCAAGCGAGAGUCCAGGGCCUGGUGGACUCGCGUCUCUAGGCAAGCACCGACCUAAAGGUUUCUUCGCCACCGAGUCGAGCUUUGAUCCCCACCACCGUUCUCAACCAAGCUAUGAACGUCCAUCUUUCCUGCCUCCAGGACCAGGGCUCAUGCUUCGUCAAAAAUCUAUUGGGGCUACAGAGGAUGAUAGACCCUACCUAGCACCUCCAGCCAUGAAGUUCAGCCGCAGCCUGUCUGUGCCCGGUUCAGAGGACAUCCCCCCACCACCCACCACGUCCCCACCAGAGCCCCCCUAUAGCACACCUCCGGCCCCCUCCUCCUCAGGCCGCCUCACCCCUUCCCCCCGGGGAGCCCCCUUCAACCCCGGCUCAGGUGGGCCCCUCCCUGCCUCCUCUCCAGCAUCCUUCGAUGGACCCUCCCCUCCCGAAACCCGAGUGGGGGGCCGUGAGAAGAGCCUGUACCACAGUGGCCCCCUGCCCCCUGCCCACCACCAUCCACCCCACCACCAUCACCACCACGCCCCGCCCCCCCAGCCCCACCACCACCACGCCCACCCCCCUCACCCCCCGGAGAUGGAGACCGGAGGCUCUCCGGACGAUCCCCCACCCCGACUGGCUCUGGGUCCCCAACCCAGCCUGCGAGGCUGGCGGGGCGGUGGGCCUAGCCCGACCCCGGGGGUCCCCUCCCCAUCGCACCAUGGCGGCGGGGGCGGUGUCAGUGGCUCAUCCCAGGCCCCGGCCUUGCGCUACUUCCAGCUGCCCCCAAGGGCGGCCAGCGCGGCCAUGUACGUGCCAGCCCGCUCGGGCCGAGGCCGCAAGGGCCCGCUGGUCAAGCAGACCAAAGUGGAAGGCGAACCCCAAAAAGGUGGCCUCCCGCCCGCGCCCUCGCCCACGUCCCCGGCCUCCCCGCAGCCGCCGCCCGCCGCGGCCGCGCCCUCGGAAAAGAACUCCAUCUCCAUCCCCACCAUCAUCAUCAAGGCCCCGUCCACCAGUAGCAGUGGCCGCAGCAGCCAGGGCAGCAGCACCGAGGCGGAGCCCCCCACCCAGCCCGAGGGUGCCGGUGCCGGUGCCGGUGGCGGUGCCGGUGGCGGCGGCGGCCCCUCGCCCAGCCCCGCCCCGGCCACGUCACCAGUGCCACCGUCUCCGUCGCCUGUGCCCACCCCCGCGUCGCCCAGCGGCCCCGCCACCCUCGAUUUCACCAGCCAGUUCGGGGCGGCCCUAGUGGGGGCGGCUCGCAGGGAAGGGGGCUGGCAGAAUGAAGCCCGCCGGCGGUCCACUCUGUUCCUCUCCACCGACGCCGGGGAUGAGGAUGGCAGCGACAGCGCGCUGGGCGCAGGUGCGCCCCCUGGUCCCCGGCUGCGCCACUCCAAGUCCAUCGACGAAGGCAUGUUCUCCGCCGAGCCCUACCUCCGACUGGAGUCCGCGGGUCCCGGCGCGGGCUACGCGGGCUACGGAGCAGGCAGCCGAGCCUACGGGGGCAGCAGCGCCUUCACCAGCUUCCUGCCUCCGCGUCCCCUGGUGCACCCGCUGACCGGCAAGGCCCUCGAUCCCGCGUCCCCGCUCGGGCUGGCCUUGGCUGCUCGGGAGCGCGCGCUCAAAGAGUCCUCGGAGGGUGGUGGGGCCCCCCAACCCCCUCCCAGGCCCCCAUCGCCCCGCUAUGAGGCCCCGCCGCCCACCCCGCACCACCACUCGCCCCACGCGCACCACGAGCCAGUGCUGCGCCUCUGGGGGGCCUCGCCCCCGGAUCCCGCCCGCCGGGAACUGGGUUACAGGGCAGGGCUGGGCAGCCAGGAGAAGUCCCUCCCGGCCAGUCCACCUGCUGCCCGCCGAUCCCUGCUGCACCGCCUGCCCCCCGCGGCUCCCGGGGUCGGGCCCCUCCUGUUGCAGCUGGGACCCGAGCCCCCAACCCCGCACCCCGUCGUGAGCAAGGCCUGGCGCUCCGGAGCCCCUGAGGAGCCCGAGAGGCUGCCCUUGCACGUGCGCUUCCUGGAGAACUGCCAACCCCGUGUCCCCGCGGCCGGGGGAAGGGGAUCCUCCACCGAGGACGGGCCGAGUGUCCCGCCACCCAGCCCGCGCCGCGCCGUGCCCGCCUCCCCAACCUCCCCGCGGAGCAGCGAGGAAAACGGGCUCCCCCUGCUGGUCCUGCCGCCGCCCGCCCCCUCGGUGGACGUGGACGACGGCGAGUUCCUCUUUGUGGAGCCGCUGCCCCCUCCCUUGGAGUUCUCCAACAGCUUCGAAAAGCCAGAGUCCCCCCUCACGCCCGGGCCCCCCCAUCCGCUGCCUGACCCACCCGCCCCGACCACCCCUUUGCCCCCUGUGCCACCCCCUGCUGUGGCCCCCGCCCCUCCCACCCUGGACUCCACCGCGUCCAGCCUGACAUCUUAUGAUAGCGAGGUGGCCACGCUCACGCAGGGAGCCCCCACAGCUCCUGGGGAGCCCCCUCCGCCAGGCCCUCCGGCCCCAGCAGCACCGGCUGCCCCUGCCCCGCAGCCCGGCCCAGACCCUCCCCCCGGAACGGAUUCUGGCAUUGAGGAAGUGGACAGUAGGAGCAGCAGUGACCACCCACUGGAGACCAUCAGUAGCGCGUCCACGCUCAGCAGCCUCUCCGCUGAGGGCGGGGGCAGCGCAGGGGGCGGGGCCGGGGCUGGCGUGGCCAGUGGGCCCGAGCUUCUGGACACCUACGUGGCCUACCUGGAUGGCCAGGCCUUCGGGGGGACCGGGACCCCUGUCCCACCGUAUCCCCCACAGCUUAUGACUCCCUCUAAGCUCAGGGGCCGGGCCCUGGGGGCCAGUGGAGGCCUUCGUCCUGGCCCCAGUGGGGGACUUCGAGACCCUGUCACCCCCACCAGCCCCACUGUCUCCGUGUCUGGAGCUGGGACCGAUGGGCUGCUGGCCCUGAGUGCCUGCUCAGGACCCUCCACUGCAGGUGUGGCUGGGGGUCCGGUGGCAGUUGAGUCAGAAAUCCCACCGGUGCCCUUGCCAGCAGCGUCCUCCCUGCCUCGGAAGCUGUUGCCCUGGGAGGAGGGUCCCGGCCCCCCACCGCCACCCCUGCCUGGUCCCCUGGCCCAGCCUCAGGCCUCAGCCUUGGCCACAGUAAAAGCCAGCAUCAUUAGCGAACUCAGUUCCAAACUCCAGCAAUUUGGAGGCGCCGCGGCAGCUGGAGGGGCUCUGCCUUGGGCCCGGGGAGGCAGCAGCGGGGACAGCCACCACGGGGGAGCCAGCUAUGUCCCGGAAAGGACCUCCUCCUUACAGCGGCAGAGGCUCUCCGACGAGUCCCAAUCCUCCUCGCUCCUCACCAAACCUGUCAGCAGCCUGUUUCAGAACUGGCCUAAACCACCUCUGCCCCCACUCCCCACGGGAACUGGGGUCCCCCCUUCAGCUGCUGCGGCCCCAGGAGCCACCUCUCCUUCAGCCUCCUCCUCCACAUCCACCCGCCACCUCCAGGGCGUGGAGUUUGAGAUGCGACCGCCUCUGCUCCGCCGGGCCCCCAGCCCCUCGCUGCUGCCUGCCUCGGACCACAAGGUCAGCCCUGCGCCCAGGCCCUCAUCCCUGCCCAUCCUGCCUUCUGGACCCCUCUACCCGGGCCUCUUUGACAUCCGAAGCUCCCCCACCGGAGGGGCAGGCGGCUCGACUGACCCCUUCGCUCCUGUCUUCGUGCCACCACACCCGGGGAUGUCCGGGGGGCUCGGAGGAGCCUUGGCGGGGGCCUCUCGCUCCCUCUCACCGACUCGCCUGCUUUCGCUGCCCCCGGACAAGCCCUUUGGCGCUAAACCUCUGGGGUUCUGGACCAAGUUCGAUGUGGCGGAUUGGCUGGAGUGGCUGGGCUUGGCUGAGCACCGAGCCCGGUUCCUGGACCACGAGAUCGACGGCUCCCAUCUUCCCGCCUUGACCAAGGAGGACUAUGUCGAUUUGGGCGUGACCAGGGUGGGCCACCGUAUGAACAUCGACCGGGCUCUCAAAUUUUUCCUGGAGAGGUGA
This is a messenger RNA of Castor canadensis (American beaver), 6516 nucleotides long. The record is from RefSeq and is a predicted model, not a curated record. Lineage: Eukaryota; Metazoa; Chordata; Mammalia; Rodentia; Castoridae.